Messenger RNA from Hyphopichia burtonii NRRL Y-1933, 1521 nucleotides. RefSeq names its product galactokinase (gene GAL1). Gene Ontology annotation, cellular component: cytosol; cytoplasm. Lineage: Eukaryota; Fungi; Ascomycota; Pichiomycetes; Serinales; Debaryomycetaceae. Gene Ontology annotation, molecular function: galactokinase activity; ATP binding. Gene Ontology annotation, biological process: galactose metabolic process; carbohydrate phosphorylation. The record is from RefSeq and is a predicted model, not a curated record. The coding region runs from base 1 to 1521 and encodes 506 amino acids. The transcript has a single exon.
AUGUCAGUUCCAAUUUUCAAAGAUUUAUCAUUCUAUAAUGAUGCCAAUUCGAGUACAGCUCGAUAUCAGGCUUUACAAACCAGUUUUAAUAAGGUUUAUGGUAACGAACCCGAAUUUGUUGGUCGUUCACCAGGAAGGGUUAAUUUAAUAGGUGAUCAUAUUGAUUACUGCUAUUUUUCAGUUUUGCCUAUGGCACUUGAUGUGGAUGUAAUUGCAGCUACUUCCAUUAACGAUUCGAAUACCAUUAGAUUGGCUAAUACAAAUGACAAAUUUCCAAGUUAUGAAUUUGAAAUAAGCCCAACUUUUGAAAUCAGUCAAGCAGAUUAUACUUGGGUGAAUUAUUUUAAAUGCGGUUUGAUUGUUGCUAAUAAUUAUUUGAAAGAAUUAAACCCAAGUACUAAGUUGAAAGGUAUGAAUUUAUUAUUUGAUGGGAAUGUACCAACCGGGGGAGGAUUAUCAUCAAGUGCAGCCAUUUGCGUUACUUCUGCAUUAGUUGUUUUAAGGGCUAAUGGAUUAACUAAUAUUUCCAAAGAAGAUUUGACUAGAAUUACUGUUGUUUCCGAACAUUAUGUUGGGGUAAAUACUGGAGGUAUGGAUCAAUGUGCUAGUAUUUAUGGGGAAAAGGGGAAAGCAUUAUUAAUUCAAUUCAAACCAAAAUUGAUUGGUAUUCCAUUUGAAUUACCAACCACCAAACCCCACGAAUUAGUUUUCCUUGUAUCUAAUUCAUUAGUUGAGUCCAACAAACAUGAAACAGCACCAACCAAUUAUAACUUAAGGGUUGUUGAAGUGGCAUUAGCUGCAGAAUGGUUAGCCAAAAAGCUUAAAUUGAGUUUAGUGAAUGAUUCUAAUUUGGAAACUGGUACUUUAAGAGGAUUUUUAGAUUCUUAUUUUGAACUGUUGGGUGAACCUAGAUGGGAUGGUCAUGAUAUCGAUGUUGGUAUUAAUAGAUUGACCAAAUGUUUAGAGUUAAUUGAAAAGCCAGAGAUAUUUAAUCAAGAAGAACAAAAAGGUGUUGAAACUGAACAUGCAAGUAAUUGCUUAGAAUUACUGACUGAUCAAUUUUAUCAAAGAUUUUUAAGUAAAUUCCCGGUGAAAUAUGACAAACUAAAACUUUAUCAGAGAUCAAAGCAUGUUUUCAGUGAUUCCUUAAGAGUGUUAGAAUUUUUAAAAAUUUUUGAAGGACAAAAACUCAAGCCUUCCACUGGUAUUUUACAAGAUUUAGGUAAGUUGUUAAACGAAUCACAACAGUCCUGUAAUUUGUUAAACAAUGCAUCUAAACCAGAUUGUGAAGAGCUCUGUCAAAUAGCUAGAGAAAAUGGUUCGUAUGGGUCCAGAAUCACCGGUGCCGGAUUUGGUGGCUCAAUUGUUCAUUUAACGACGGUUGAUCGAUUAGAAAGCUUGGUGGAAGCAUUGAAAAAGGAGUAUUAUUUGCAAAAGUUCCCCAACAUUACUCAAGACCAAUUGAACGAAGCAAUUGUUGUUUCCAAACCUGCCACCGGUUCCUGUAUUCUUGAAUUAUAA